Pelagomonas calceolata is the source of this 1656-nucleotide messenger RNA. NCBI's taxonomy places the organism in Eukaryota, Pelagophyceae, Pelagomonadales, Pelagomonadaceae. The record is from the annotation of a GenBank genome assembly.
CUCAAAAUCGGCAGCUCUGGCACGCAAGUACUGCUGCUAAUUGCAAGUCCGAGCCUACGCGCACGUAUUUGUGCUGCCCGCGCCGCAAACAGCCUAGCUGCACCCAUGUCUCGCUGGGUGCUGGUGACGCGGGACCAAUGCCCACCUGAAAAUACACCGCUCGUCUCGUCCGUCGGCGAGCUGGCACAAGAUGCAGCGCGCAUCGACGAAUGGAAAGCCAAGGCUUCGGCGUCGUUCCCCGGCCGCGACGCGAGCUUCGACGACAAGCUAAAGUGGUACCACUCGUUCAACGACUCCGCCUGGGAUGAUUUCAUGGCGGGAGCACCCGAGCCACCAGAGUAUGUGCCAGCUGUUCUCCUCGACGCGUGCGACGACAGCGUGGAGCUACAGCUCAUCAUUAAGCGGGGCGAAGCGUCCCUGUUGAACAAGAUCGACGAUGAGUCGAAGGCCAAAUUCAUGGCGUCGGCCGAGCGCGUGCGCGGCGAACCGCUGCGGCAGCGCAUCCUCAAUAAAGCCAGAUCUACGGAAAAAGGCCUUGCCGCAUACGUCGAGUGGCUCGCGGAUGAGAACGGUGCCCCUAGUUGCGAGAUGCGCUCGAAGACUGAUCCGAAACCUGUCCCGCUGCUCCACUCCCACGUCGGCCGCGAGCCGUUCGACGACGUGGUCGUCGCGGCGACAACUGUCGCCAAAGGAGACUGCGCGGAAAGCGCCAUCAGGGGGUUAAUGCGGGACGCCGGCCUGUACGGAGGUGUCAUGGCGCCGGCUAUCACGUCGGACUGGUCGAUCAUCGUCCACAACGCGGGCGACGGCGUGGAAAAAGUCGGCGAGCACGUGUUCUACGUCGACAAGCGGGGCAAGUGCUGCGUCGCGUUGGAGCUGCAAAUCUCGACGGGCGAGAGCGAAUCGAAGAAGCCGCACGAGAUGAAGUUUCACGACGACUGCAAGGCCCUCGGGCAGGCGCACGCGGACAAGACGGUCCUGACGAUGGGCGCCGACCCCAAGGACAAGGGGAACAAGUCCGACACCGCGGAGCCUAAAGCGGAGUGGCCAGACUCGGAUUCCUCCGACGAGUCCGAGGACGCCGCGGACGAGAUGAGCAAGCCGCCGGUGCAGGCCCUAUGGCUGCCCAAAUUUUACGACGGCGAGCGCAAAAGAAUGUUCGCUCACGUGCACCGCGGCGCGGGCGAGACGACCAGUAUUAAGCAAAGAUUGCAGAAGGGCAACACGGACACGGGCAACGUCAAAUUUGGUAUUGUCGAGGCGGAGUGGGACUGGCUGCAGAAACGCUUCAAGGGCGACGCCGACCGCGAGCAGAAGUACUUCUGCGGCUUACUGGCGCUCACGCACGCGAUGUGCGCCUCGGACCACUGGAUGUACGACAACGAGUGCUGGGAGGAAAUCUCCGAUUUCUGCAAAAAACUCGCGGCAAAGUGGCGCGAGCACCUCAAGAAGGAUGAAGCGGCGCUGGGUCUAGGCCUCGACGGCGCCGGCGCGGCCCACACGCCGGCCGCGUCCAAGAAAGCCCUUGUUCGGUUGCUCAAUUGGUUCAAGACGCGCAUCGAGGCCCAUCCGGACACCGACUACAAGUUCUCGCUAGCGACGCGGAAGCGCCGCGCGGACGCCGGAAUGCCCAAGGCGAAGAAGGCGAAGAAGUGA